AUGUUCAAUCAGUUCAAAGCUGAUUUUUCAGGCAUCACCCUAGGCCCAGAGAGGAUCUGUGUGUCUCAAGUUAUUCAUAAGGCAUUUGUGGAAGUUAAUGAAAAAGGAACUGAGGCUGCUGCUGCAACAGGUGUGGUUAUGAUGGCCCCUGCGGGACUGAUGAUAAAUCCCAUCUUUUGUGUUGAUCACCCAUUUUUGUUUAUGAUUUGCCAUAAGAAGUCAAAUGCAAUUUUGUUCAUGGGCCGCAUGUUGAAGCCACCAUCAAGCACUUGCUAAGCAUUCUAUGGCAAAGCACUGGAUUUAAUAAAUAAAUAAAUAAAUAAAAAUAAAUAAUUAUUUCACUUUCUUGCAGUUAAAUAAAUACUGAAUCAACAAGUGAUAUAUAUGACGUAUAGAAUCUAAAAAAUAGAACAUAACUAUGCUAGGAGUAUACAAUAAGAGUAAUCAAGUUUAAGGAUAUCUAAAUGUAAAAAAUUCUUGGCUCUCUUAGUUCUUCUUAAUUUUUUUAUUGUUCUUUUACUACCAGAUCUUAAAUUAUAAGAGACAGUUCUUGAUAGAGAUUUGGGAAUCAGGCAAUGAUUAAGUGGGUUAUUGUGUUUGCUAUAUAGUCAUAUCAGAGACAAAUCGACGAUCACACAGGGAAACCCUUCUAUUUGCUAGAGAUGAGACAUUUGCCUCUAAAAGGCCUUGAUUGUAGGCUGUGCAUUCAGGAUAUAUAAUUUUGAGUGGUCUCUUUUGAAUACAAUCUAUCCUAUCAGACAAGUACUCUGGAAUGUCCCACUGGACUUGAAUCACAUACUCUAAAAUUGAUCUUACGUUACUUAUAUACACUUUCAAGUUGUCAUGUUUCAUGUGGGUUGACGUUUGGGCAUUUUAUUAGUCUUAGGGCAUACAGAUGUUUUGCAGCUUUAGCAAUGAUAAUUCAGUCUACAUGUGAGUUCCAUUUAAGAUCUAGUUAUUAAUCAUUGUACAUUGAUCAUAGAUCCAGCAUAUAAAAGAAUGACCUUGUCAGAAUCCAUGCAUCUCUUAUAAAACAGUUCAAAUCAUCCUAUGUGAAUCAACUUAUCUUUAGCUAUGAUAUUAAUCAUUCCUUGAUGUAAAUAGAGGAUCUUGACAAACUGUGAGCCAGCGAGCCAUGCGAGUCACGUGAGGCAUCGGUAAAAAAAUAGGAAACACAGGUAAAAACUGCAAAAUUACAGAUGAGGAGUUGAGCGCUCAUUAUACUGAUAAGGGUUAAGCACUCAUUGUAGUGAUUAGGGUUAAGCUUUCAUUUUACGGAUUAGGGUUAAGCACUCAUUUUAGGGCUAGGGUUAAGCGCUGUUUAGGGUUAAACACUUAUUUACAAUGGUUAGCGUUCAGUUAAUGUUUUCCGCAUUACUGUUUUCGAUUUUUAUCGUGUUUUUUUCAAUGAUUCUUCGAUGGACUGCAUGGCUCGCUGGCUCGCAUUUUAUACACACUCUAAAUAGAUGUAUAAUAUUUUUUUAUUGUUCUAAGAGCUCUUAACUGUUUUUUAUUUGUUUAGGUAACUUGUAACUUGAGAUGAGUAUUUUUAUCUUUUGAAUUUAUUGAAGACAUCUAUUCUAUUCUAUUCUAUUCUCUAUUUUUUUAUGCCACUUUUAAUUUUCUGCUGGCCCCAGACAAUUUUAUUCUGGGACUUUUUCUCUCGAGGAACUGGUAUCUUUUUUUUUCCUUGCUAAAUUUAUGAAAUUAUGGAAAGGAAAAUUACUUCCUACUCCCUGCCCCUGUUGGAUUGCACCUCUAUUUUAUAAUAUGUUAUUACUAAUUGUUUAUUAUGUGUUGGUGUAAAUGGUUCCAAAAGUAACAGCAUUAUCCAGUCAAAAUAAACAGCUCCUUGAACUUGCUACUCUUGGGGUUUUUAAAUUUCGGGGUAAAUUCUCCAUGAAAGUGCACCAGACAUUCUGGUAUAAACAGCUUAGCAAGCUCCUCCUUUUAAUGAAAUAAAUCAUGGAAAUCCUUAAUUAUUUGUUAUGGAAAAAGAAGUCACCAUGGGAAGCCAACAUGCCUAAGUUGUGCUUUCUUUAGUAUAGAAGAAUUCACCAAGCCAUUUGCAAUCCUUCUGUCAGUUUUGUUGAAGCAUGGUAUCCUAUACUUUCACCGGUUCUUCAAUAUUGUAUUCCAAUAUCCACUGGUAACUAAGAUUUUUUAUUCUGUAACAUGACCCACUUAUUAAAAUUUUGCGGAGAGAAAUGCUCUGGCAAGUUUCCUUGUGCAUGUUUUCAACAUUAUACACAGGAGCAAAUGCAUACUACUAAUUAAAUUUCCAAAGUUUUAGUGGGGCAUGGUAACAGGCCACGCCCCCGCCCCAACCCCCUAGCUCUUGAAAAAUUAUAUUAAAAUGUCCAAAGUGACUUCUUAAUACCAUAAAAUUCCGAAAAUAAGCCCCUCCAAAUAUAAGCCCCCCAAUCCGGUAACGCACAAAACCCUCCGUUAAAUCGCCCCUCCAAAUAUAAGCCCCAGCGGGCUUGUACUUCAAAAAAUUGCCCUAAAAUACAAAGUAAAAAAAAGCAAAAACAGUAAAUUUACUUCCAACUACAAAUCUAACCCAAUCAAUUUUGGAACGCAAAUUUUCCUCCGAAUAUAAGCCCCUCCAAAAAUAAACCCCUCAAAAAGGGCCUUUGAAAAAUAUAAGACCCGGGACUUAUUUUCGGAAUUUUACGGUAUCUUAUUAUUAUCUAAUUACGAUAAAGAAGCGGCUGCUAAGAAUACAGCUAUUUUGAGAAAGGUUGUCGGAAAAAAUGUGCACGCGACAAUCCCGAAAGGUAAUAUGGGAUAUGAUCAAUACACUCUUCCUGACACUAGCUGUAGUUGGCGAACCUACUUUUGCUGCUUUUCUGUAGCACUCGCAAACAUACGUCCAUGGCCUCUCAUGCAACUCUUUCAAAUUUCCUUGAAGAACUUGAGUGAACGCAAAACCACCCAAAAUACCUUUCUCGAAAUAGCUGUAUAUGUUUGAAAAGUUAUUAUUAAUGUUGAAUCAUACCCAGCUGCCAUUAUAUGGUCUAAUGGUGCAAUUAAGUCCAUGAAAUAAUAUUAUACAGCCACGGCUCCCUCAGGAAGUGGACCCAGAAAAACCAAUGAAGACAGAUACUCACGUCUGUAAAAUAUCCGUUGUCUUCAAAUUACCCCACUUUUUUGGCUGGAUGAACUGCACUGAAUAAUAGUCAGACACGUACCCUUCCUUCAGUACGUAAUAUGCCCAUCAAGGUACAGACACUUUUAUUGGAGUCCUUUAAGGACAGUGAAGAGCUCGCCUACUUGAGUUGCCCUACCAAGGAAAGGAUAUUGAACCAUGUUAAUAUUUCUACCCCAUGACAUCUAUGGGCUGGCCAAGUUAGAAGAGAGCCUCACCCAUGAAAAAUUACAGAAGGCUUUUAAAUUUGUCUCACAGUCACAACCUCACAAAGUAGAGGUAUCCCUCUACUUUUAAUUUGCGGUAGCAUUCAUAAAAGUGGUGAAAUAGUCACAUUUAUUUGAACCUAAACUAAAAAGGUUAAAAAUUAAAAUUAUGCUAUUAAAAUGAUCAAGUCCAAGCUCUGCUGUUGUCUCUUGUAUUGUCAUUAAUUCUUAAUGACGAGUUCUGGGAAUAUGACUUUCUAUCAACGGGAAGUAAUAAGUGUUGGAGGUAAGUUUGUUUCAAUUCUUUUAAAUAGACGAGGUUUUUCCCUUCAAAUGGGCAUCAAAUCAACAAAAUUACUGACAAGUUCAUAUCCGGUCAUUUUUUGAUCCAAGCGCGGUGCGAAGCGCCGCUUGUGGGCGGGGCCGCAUAGCUAAGGAAAUUGGUAAUCCAGCCAUCCGAGAAAAUUUUGUAACCAAGUGACCGUACACCGAGCGAGCGAGCGGCCGUGGCGUCCGCAACACCACAGGCAUACCAAUGUAAAAUAACUCAAUCAACUAGACUACGGGCAGUCUCUCUUUUUUCUUGGUCCGUCGAGCAAAACGUCCGAGACACGCAAAUGACCACUAGCGUGGCUGAAGGCUUCGCCGCUCAACGCUCGCGCGCGCGUGCACUCCCCUUACUCAAUCUGAAGAAAAAGAGAGGCUGCUCGCAGUCUACAAUCAACAGGUAUGGGAACCCAAAUGCAACUCAAGGUUUUAUUUGGAAGAAAAUCACAUGGCCACCCGGACUUUUAGAAAGAAAAAAGUCGUGUCUUUUUCGGCGUUAUUUUUUAUGUUUACACUAACGUGGAUAACAGAGAAAGAGCUAGAGCGAGUUAUCGAAAACAAUAGAGACGAAUUUCGUAGGAAGAAAAACAUGGAAAUUCAAAGCGACAGUGAGAAGAUGGGAAAUGCUAGCGGCCAGCAAGGUGAAAAUGAGCGGCACUGAAAAAUAAAAGCGAACAUGAACACAGGAAACAAAAUAUUGGGUAAGCGCAUACGACAAUUCCUAAAUAAAAAUAAUCUGUAAUGUAUCGGUCAAAUCGAAGCUUCAACAUCCCCCUCUCCCCGGCAACUCCCCAGGCAUUUGACUUUUUUGAAAAUUAUUGUUCAAAUUCCCCCCUACCCGGGCCAAAAUGCCGUUCAAAUGCCCCACACUAGGGUCCAUUCAGGUGAUCAAAUGCCCCCACCCCGGGGACAUUUCACAGGCACAUAAAUGACAGAAAGACGGCAGAAAUGCCUUCAGUUGUCGAACAAAAUCUUUAUAAAUACAGCAAAUAAUUCACAUUCAAUGUAACAAAAACUGAGAAACACUGUACGAACAAAAGUCUCGAGCAAAGCAGCGGAAAUCACUGCUACAAGGUCACUGCAUGCUCAGCUUUUCUUCGUAUGUCAUGCAACAUACAAAGCGUUCUAUAAAAAAAAUACCACCUUGAUUACUACAUCAUGACCAUUUUACUGACCUGCAUAAUCGCGCACCUUAUUAAUUAACAUACAUGCGGUAGGUCAAAGUAAUUGACCUCUGUUGGGCUUUUUAUUGUAUAGGUAUUGUAUUUCAUUGUAAACACAACUUAAUACAUUCGUAGACUUCAUAUAUCCAAAUUCUGAAUCCAAUAUUAAAAAUAUUAAAAUUUAAAUACCUUCAAAUAUGGCACAAAGCUUAUUUCAUACUGUCACCCCAUAGGCUCAAUGACGCGUGACAUUAUACAAAACUGGCUUUGAUUGGUCGGCUUUAUCAAGUUUCCUUUUUGCACUGUAGGAAAAUUUCCAUCAAACAUUUCAGCUUCGGAGGACGUUUUACAAAAUGAAAGCUGUGAUUGAAGCAAACAAUACAUUCACCAUAGACCUCCACAAAGCCCUCAUAAAUGAUCAGAACUUCACAAGCAAAAAUCUGUUUUACUCACCGAGUAGUCUGAGUAUUCCUCUGGCUAUGACUUACAUGGGAGCGAAAGGAGAUACAGCUGGACAGAUGGCACAAGCUCUACACUGGAAAGCGAUACCUCAAGGACAGCUACACAGUGAAGAAAAACAGUAUCUUCAUGCUCUUCAAGAAACAAACGAGCAAGGGAACGAAUUGUUGGUGGCAAAUCGACUGUUUGCGCAGAAGGGCUUUAGCUUGGUGCAUGAGUUCGUUGAGGGCACGCAGAAGUAUUACAAAGCCGAAAUAGCCAUGGUAGACUACCAGAAGGAUGCUGAAGGCGCAAGGAAAGAGGUGAACGGCUGGGUUGAAGAGAAGACGAAGCAGAAGAUUAAGAAUUUAAUUCCCGAGGGAGUGUUUAACUCGCGUACGAGACUGACUUUGGUGAAUGCGAUUUACUUCCAGGGUUUUUGGCAAAAUCAGUUUGAAACAGGGAUAACUUUUCCCCAGCAAUUCUUUGUGUCCAAAGAUGAAAAAGUGGACGUCCAAAUGAUGCACUUAACAGAAAAAUUCAAGCAUAUUAAAGACGGCGGGGGGCUGACCUGUCAAGUGCUUGAGUUGCCGUACCAAGGAAAGGAUCUUUCCAUGUUAAUUUUUCUACCCCAUGACACCUUUGGGCUGGCCAAGUUAGAAGAGAGGCUCACCCAUGAAAAAUUACAGAAGGCUUUUAAAUCUGUCUCACAGUCACAACCUCAGAAAGUAUCGGUAUCCCUGCCAAGAUUUAAGCUGACCCAGCAGUUUCUUCUAAACGAGAUUCUAGCCAGAAUGGGAGUCACAGAUAUGUUCAAUGAAUAUAAAGCUGAUUUUUCAGGAAUCACAGCAGGGCCAGAGAGGAUCUAUGUGUCUCAUGUUAUUCAUAAGGCAUUUGUGGAAGUUAAUGAAAAAGGCACUGAGGCUGCUGCUGCAACUGGUUUGGUUAUGAUGGGCUGUGCAGGACUAGUGAGGAAUCCCAUCUUCUGUGUUGAUCACCCAUUUUUGUUUAUGAUUUGCCAUAAGAAGUCAAAUACAAUUUUGUUCAUGGGCCGAAUGUUGAAGCCACCAUCAAGCACUUGCUAA
This is a messenger RNA of Porites evermanni, 6370 nucleotides long. The record is from the annotation of a GenBank genome assembly. NCBI's taxonomy places the organism in Eukaryota, Metazoa, Cnidaria, Anthozoa, Scleractinia, Poritidae.